AUAAAAAUAUCAAGCCAUGCCUAUAUAUCCACCACAGAAAGGCAUCCAAGUUGUUAGAAAUCCAUGCAAGACAAGGAAGCCUUAGCCACAACCUCAACAAGCACCCAGAUGACACAUGUCCUCUUCCUCAGCGGCCUCAUCUUUCUCCACCUUGCAGGAAAUGUGGAAAGUAGAAGAGCAAUUCGGGGCAUGUUUGUUUUUGGGGAUUCUUACGCAGACACAGGAAAUCAUGGUCAUUCGGCCAUUGCAUGGCAGCCUCCGUACGGUAUCACUUAUCCUAGACACCCCUCUGGACGCCAUUCAGACGGAAGAGUCCUCACUGACUUCGUGGCAAGCUUUUUCAACAUGAGCACGCCCCUGCCAUACAAUCAGAGGCAGGGGAACCCAAAUCUGGUGCAUUUUGGCACGAAUUUCGCGUCUGGAGGAACUGGUAUUUUUGAUACAGUGCCCGGACUGCCCAACGCCACUGCCCAAAUCGAGCAGUUGCAGGACUUGGUGAAGAAUGGGGUGUAUUCUGCUACUACUUUGGCUUCUUCUCUCGUGCUCUUCUCCUUUUCGGGCAACGAUUAUGGUUUCUAUGUGCAACGAAAACGUACAGAAGCAGGCCUGCCUGGUUUUGUGGAGAUGGUGAUCAAGCAGUUUAGGGUGGAUUUGGAGAGGUUAUAUGGAAUGGGAUUGAGGCAGUUUGCCAUUACAAAUAUAGGGCCUUUGGGAUGCCUGCCACUUUACACAGCCAAGAGUAACUACAGCAGUUGCAAUGAUACAGUAAAUGUAUUGGCAGUUUAUCACAACAGUCUCUUGCAGGAAGUAGUGAAAGUCAUGAGAAAGAGCAGAGCAAAUGGAAGCUUUGUUCUUCUUGAUUAUUAUUCCAGUGCACUUUCCAUCAUCCAGCAUAAAGACCAAUAUGGGAAGCUGAGGAAUGCACUAAAGCCAUGUUGCAUGGGUGCAUGUGGAAUGAGAGAUAGUGCAGGCAAAGCUAUGUACAGUGUGUGUGAGCAACGUGGAUCUGCUUUCUUCUGGGAUGUGGUGCAUCCCACUCAAGCUGCUUGGCAGGCUUUGAUGAAACCCUUAACUUCCUCUCUACACUUGUUUCAAACUUAAAACCUUAUCUUACAUCAUGUCAGCAAAACCUUUAUUUUUUGGACACUUCGAUAAAAAAUAUGCUGAUGUGGCAUCAUAUUCGAUGUAUGUCGUCUUAAAAUCUUAGUUAUAAGCAAGGGACUUGUCAAGUAAGCUGCUAUAAAAAAUUGAGUGUGAUUUAAAAUUUCA
Molecule: messenger RNA, 1269 nt
Organism: Cryptomeria japonica (Japanese cedar)
Lineage: Eukaryota; Viridiplantae; Streptophyta; Pinopsida; Cupressales; Cupressaceae
Product: GDSL esterase/lipase At5g03610
Exons: 5
Coding region: 64-1101 (345 amino acids)
Molecular function (GO): hydrolase activity, acting on ester bonds
Source: RefSeq, a predicted model, not a curated record